Messenger RNA from Porites evermanni, 500 nucleotides. The record is from the annotation of a GenBank genome assembly. NCBI's taxonomy places the organism in Eukaryota, Metazoa, Cnidaria, Anthozoa, Scleractinia, Poritidae.
AUGUCAGUUUAUAAGACUCAUAACCACAUAGUAAAAACUUGUAAAUUUAGAUUUCACACAGAUAUAGAGAAAAAUCCGGGACCUUCUUUGCUACUAAUAGACCCUUGGAAAACAAUAAAAGCACCACAUAGCCAAGGAAAUGAAUUAGUACUUGGACAAAAUGUAGGACAACAAUGUGUAGCGAUGAUUUAGUGUUCUUUGAUCUGUAAUAAAAAACGGGAAUAAACUCGUCUGAUGAUAUUGUACAGAUAAUGAAUAUUGGAAAUCAGCUUUAUUCAACUUUGUCUCGAUUAGCAAGACAGUCUUAUUUAAUGAUGACUGAGUUACCUACAAUAGUGGAUGUAUUUGACAGUACUUAUCAGUUUAGGUUCAGUGAAAGCUAUAGUGGUACUCUAGGUCAAGAAACUUAUAUGGAAGGAUAUCAGUACUGCAUGUCUUUGAAAACAGCCUUUGAAUCCUUGAUAUCAGAGAACUACACAUCUUUUAUAUUACCGAUCUGA